UUACACUGUCACCUUAUAAUCAUUUAACGCUUACUAUAUUCUUAUAUGUUUAUUUUAUCCUUGCCUGUCGUACUGUGGUUUUGAAGAAGCACAUGCAGUGGGCACGCCUUGGUCACAGCCUCAUUGGAGAAAUUAGCAUAAUCACUGAUACACCGUGUUGAUUGCGCGUUUCUCUUUCAUAAUUUCAUUGUUUUUUCAGAACAAAUUCUACCAACACCCAACAUUUAAUAAUAUCCCUCCAACAACUACACACAACACAGUUUUGUUCUUUUAAGAAUUACUCAGCACAACCACAACAGAUCUCCUUCACAAGGUUCGCCUUUUGACGACAAAUGUUCCCUCUUUAUAUGCGUGGGACAGUGUCUGUGUUACAAUCUCGAGCCGUUUUCAUUUUGGUCAGGUCUGUUUCCAGAGACAAAUAUUCGUGGAGCUUUGAAGAGCUGCGGUGUAGAUAUAUACAACAACUCUGGCCAACUCUCUAGUCAUAUCUUCCCCAACUGUAGCAGGUGUUCGUCCUUGCUGUUGUGGUUCGCAGUUUUGUCAGGACAGGCUCCCAUCUCUUGUUCUGUGCCUUCCCACCGAUUAUGGCUAACUUCUCAGUCACUCUUGCUAUGAUAUAAUUGAGUCAGUCAAGAUGUGAAAGGGAAUAGGAUUUGUAUAUAGACCAGUACAAAGUUUGAAAGCGCAAAGGAGAUUGACUAAAAAGGACUCGACUCAGCACAAGCUUUAUCUUCUGCCAUGGUCUUGUGUAGGUGUCUCUCUUUUUUGACUGGGAAGAGAGAGAAAAACAAGGGUACUGAACAGUCUUCCACAGGGGACCUUAAUACCCAACUUGGUGAAGUACUACACCCAAAGAUUUCAUCAGAGAGUCGUGAUUUGAAGCCGGCCACCGUUGAUGUUACAGUACCCAGUGGUGUGCAGAAGAAUUCAAGGGGCAAUGUGAGGGUUAUGAGUCUCGAGAGUCCUGUGAAGACUGAAGUGGAGGAAGCUUAUGAAGGGGAAGAUGAGCAUGAGGAGUCUCCUUCCAUCAAGAGGGAGCUCUCUGAUUUUGAUCUCCAAGUCCACGAAGCUGCUGCGAUCCAAGGAAGAUAUCAUCCAUCAAGUGAAGAGAUAAAAUACCCCAGUUUAUAUGAACACCAAGCUAACAUUCAAUUAGAAGACAGAGACCAUAAAUACAGCAAAAAGAGUGAUGAUAUAAUCCAAAGUGGACAUGUUAGUGAUCCUGGGAUUGGCAAGGCUGACUUUUGCGCUUCUCCUAAGCUCAAGCGUUCCUGCUCUGACCUGGAAAGAAGGGAUGUACUAAGGAAGACUUCUCAUCUCUUUCCGUCUUCAAAGUCACAGUCUUUUGAGAAUUUGCAGGGGUUAUCAGCAUAUCAGAUGGUUAAUCUAGAAAGCCCCAGGUCAGUGAUGACUCACGGCAGUGCUGAUAGAGUGAUGUUGAAAAAGCAUUCCUCAAGUCAAGUUCUCCCUUCUAGAAGUAAAAGAUUGUGGUGGAAGUUGUUCCUCUGGAGCCACAGGAAUAUACAUAGAAUGCAAUUAGGCAAACUGAAAACAAUACAUCCUGCAAGUGCUGCUUUAAAGAGUCAAUGUGGGUACUCUUCAGACACUCUUGAAGCAAAACAUGGCAAGGCAUUGAGACAUGUGGAAUUGCCCUCACCCAGCUCAUCUUAUGGGGAAUACUUUCACAACAGCUGCGAUGAUGGAAAUAUUGAUAAGCAAAGGUGGAGCAGAUUUCAAAAAGAGAAUUUUGGUUUUUGGCCACAAAACCAAUGGGUGGCUUUCUCAACAGAAUCAUCCUCCUUUAGCAGAGUGGAUGAGUGGGUGAAAGAUCUCGAAAUUCAGCAGCCACCUCCUGAGGAUGAUUUUGAUGAUGACAAUAUUGGAACCAUUGCCUUCCCACCUUCUCCUGAUGCUAUCCCACAAUUCAUAGCAUCCUCAAGCACAGCUCAGUCUGUUCGACAUCCAGAUGCCAAUCUUUCAAAAGAGAUAUUGAAUGCCAAUAGUGUGGUUCAGUCCCUGAACCCAGCCUCAACUGCAGCUCAUAUAUCAGGCAUUGGUAUAAAAGCCAUCCCAUCUAUUUCACACUUCUCCACUCUCCGCUCUGUCAAUUUGUCAAGCAAUCUCAUAGUUCACAUCACACCUGGAUUUCUCCCAAAGGGUCUUCAUACUCUGAAUCUGUCAAGAAACAAAAUCAGCACCAUUGAGGGCCUCAGAGAAUUAACCCGGCUGCGGGUACUUGACUUAAGUUAUAAUCGCAUUUCAAGAAUUGGACAAGGGUUAUCAAAUUGUACCCUAAUCAAAGAGCUAUAUCUCGCGGGAAACAAGAUAAGUGAUGUUGAGGGGCUACACAGGUUAUUAAAGCUAACAGUUCUGGACUUGAGCUUUAACAAGAUUUCAACAACAAAAGCAUUGGGCCAGCUGGUGGCUAACUACAACUCACUUCAGGCCCUGAAUCUGCUUGGAAAUCCAAUUCAAAGCAACAUCAGUGAUGACCAGCUGCGCAAAGUAGUUUGUGGUCUUCUUCCAAAGCUUGUGUACCUGAACAAGCAAUCUAUCAAGCCUCAAAGGGGACGAGAAAUACUCACUGAUAGUGUUGCCAAAGCUGCACUUGGGAACAGCAGCCGGAACUCCUACAGAAGAGCACUAAAGAAAGGUGGUGGCCAAGGAGGGUCAAGUUCCUCCAGUGUGCAUAGAAGCAGUGCUAGUGUUUCCCAGAAAAGCAGGAACAGGUCAAGGAGCCGAACUAAACAUCAUUAGAUGUCUGUAAAAGGUGCAAUUCAUCAGUAUUUAUAAGACUUGAUAAAGUGGAGUAUUUUUCAAACUUGUUUUUACCCAAUAUUUGCUUAAACCUGUAACCCACCCUGUAGAAUAAGGUUUGGUUAUGUUUGUUUCAAUUUCAACCUGUUAGUUAUCAUGGGUGUUUGAUUAUAUGCCAUAAAGGAGACUGCUCUAGUCAAUGAGAUUAUGAGAGUCUCUUGGUUUAAGACUUGAUGUAAUGCAGUCUUCAUCAUCUCCAAUUUUAAUGUGUGGAACUUGACAAUGCUGAAAACUUGUGUUCAAGCUCCUCCAUUGAACUAUACUACUAUACUCAUCUUUUUGCAUAUCA
Glycine soja is the source of this 3106-nucleotide messenger RNA. RefSeq lists its product as uncharacterized. Gene Ontology annotation, cellular component: cytoplasm. The transcript is spliced from 5 exons. The record is from RefSeq and is a predicted model, not a curated record. Lineage: Eukaryota; Viridiplantae; Streptophyta; Magnoliopsida; Fabales; Fabaceae. Gene Ontology annotation, molecular function: protein kinase binding. The coding region runs from base 739 to 2757 and encodes 672 amino acids.